Molecule: messenger RNA, 1734 nt
Organism: Cyprinodon variegatus (sheepshead minnow)
Lineage: Eukaryota; Metazoa; Chordata; Actinopteri; Cyprinodontiformes; Cyprinodontidae
Gene: sbspon
Product: somatomedin B and thrombospondin type 1 domain containing
Exons: 5
Coding region: 479-1267 (262 amino acids)
Source: RefSeq, a predicted model, not a curated record
UGGCACACUAAAUGGUGUCAGGAUUACAGCUCCUCUGAAGGGAAGGGAUGGGACAAACAGAUAAAACUAUUGCAGGUAAAAAAGAAGGUAAAAGAACAGAAACUGGAGUCGGAACACAAAAACCCAAAGCCAAGAGAUCACCCCUCCCCUUGUUUCAGGGAGGUACUUGGUUGGCAAACCCAGAGGUAAAUCAGCUCUGAGAAGAAGUCGAAGCAAAUACAGCAUGAGGACUGAAAGGCUGGUCACUGUAGGAACUUUUGGAUGCUUUAUUCUGUAGGCUGUUUUUGCAGACCUGAACACCUGGACACAGGGGAAAGAAACAUGAACUGCUGAGUCUUUUUAAUUCUUACAGUUAGAAGCCUGUCAGCAAUAAAACAGGAUUAGGUAUGUUUUACAGACUACAGCCUUUCAUACCUUAAGCCAACCACAGAGGCAGAAGUGUCAAUUCCAGACUGGACUUUUGGCUCUGACUCCCAUCAUGAGGGGAUCUUCUGUAGAGGUGGCUUACUGGUUGAUGGUGUUGUGUUAUCUUGGACGGAAGCAUCUGGUGACCAGUGGCUGCUCUGGGAGGUGUUGCAGGGGCAGAAACAUGGGAUGUUCGUCUACUGACUGGAGGAUGGACCGAACGUACGGGACGUGCUACUGCGACGAAGACUGCAUCAACGCCAAGGACUGUUGCUUUGACUAUUUUACAGAGUGUCCCGCUCAGGACUGUGCUGUGGGCGCCUGGAGCUUUUGGAGUGGCUGUGCCAAGCCCUGUCAGCCAUCAGUCAGAGUCCGUGUCCGUCACGUAGAGCAGCAACCCGGUAACAGUGGUGAUCCCUGUCCCUGGCUGGAGCAGAGAGCUGGGUGCAGGGAGUACAGAGACCAGAGGGGCACCCACUGUGGACUCCACUCAGGCCCAGCAUUCAUCACCAGCAUGAAGUUUGGCAACAGAAGGCCCAAACAUGACAGCUAUGGAAACCCCCUAGAGGCCGGGUUCUGUGUGGAGUUUAAACUGGAGUCCCGGACGCCACACUGCACAGUGGAGAACCGGCCUCACACACACUGGAUGCGCUACAUAACUGAAGGCUUUAAAGUGUGUGUGGCGUGUGAACCACCUGCCUUGCGAAACAGUAGCUGCCAGGGAGAUGGCCAAGAAGCAGACAAAGAGACUUUGCUUGACUGGCAGGCAGUGGGGAACCCGCACUGCAGAGGGACAUGGAGGAAGAUCCAGAAAACUCCACAGUGCACUUGUCCAACACAACACAACUUCAUCUUCACCUGACCUUCACAAACCACAGCCCGGAUCAGCCGCUGAAUUUAAAUACUCAGAACAUCAAAGGAUGUUCUCCAACAGACUGAGAUCUGCAUAAUGAAAAGCAUAGAAAUCACCUCAAAGAAUAAAGCAUUUCCUCUAGAUGUUAGAAUCAAAACAACUGUACAGCUAGAUUUUAGUUUUCCUUUUUUAUUUAAUAACUCCAAAAAAAAAAAACAAAAAAAAAAAAUCUAAAAUUUCCAGCAUAGUUAUAAAAGCCAGGUUUGUAAUAUUUUGUCUUUGGCGCCCCCUUGUGGAACAUAGUAAAAGAGUUAGAGGCAGCAAUGAGCAGCAGGUUUAAUUUGCAGUUUUACAGUUUAAAAGGCCAAUGUGCAACAAAAUAUAACAAAAACCAUCUUUCACAUUUAUCACAUUUUUAUACAUAUAUUUAAAAAAAUACAACAACAGCUUAACUUUGAGGGAAACUCUUCAGAAAA